GCUGCGACCAUAGAGAUGGAGACUACAGCACUGCGGGAAUAACAUGUCGAGCCCCUCUCUCGGAGGGAAUGCGUCCAGGUGACUAGUUUCGGCAUCAGGAACGUUAUUCGUGACGGCGAUGAUCUGCAGGAGGAGUUCGGACGUGCAGCCACCAGCGGUUUAAAACCCGUCAACCUUGACAGAGAGGGGGAGGUCGGUUGGACCAACCGGAAUUCCUCGGUCUCGCCCGGCAUCUGCAGUGCAAAACCGGAUCUCACGUCCAACCUGGACUUUUUUUUUUUUUUUUUUUUUUUUUUCCUUUUCCUUGGACUGCAUUCACGAUGAUCUGAGCGUGACUUCUCGGUGCUGAGUAGAGGCAAUCCUCCUCCUUUCUCUCUCUCUACCCCCCCUCCCUCCCUGCCUCUCUCUUCUUUUUUGCGGGUUCAGCACCGGCUGCCCAGACAGAACAGAAAGCCCCCCUCUUUUUUUAUUUUAUUAUUUAUUUUUUUGUUGGGGGGAAGCUGGCAGCGAUGGGACGACAGCGCUUCAGCACCACGGAGAGCCGGCUGCUGCUGCUGCUCACUGUUUUUGGUGUGCUGGCUCUGUCCGCGGUGCUGGCGGAGCAGGAGGGGGAGAACCUGUCCGGCCUCUCCAACAACCCGGACAAAGCCAUAUUCGCGGUCCGGGAAAACGGCACGACGUGCCUGAUGGUGGAAUUCGCCGUGAGAUUCCUGGUGCCAUACGACGUCCUGGCGCUCAAUGGGAUAGACUUGAUCACAGAACAAGCGGCUUUCACUUUGCCCAGAAACGCAGAAAUCGAGGGGAAAUGUGGGGAUACGGAGUCAGAGAUCCAUAUCUCCUGGAAGAAUAACGCCUACGUCCUCCGCAUUUUCUUCUCCAAGGAGGUCCGUGACAAGGGGAUCGAGGUGUGGAAGAUUAGCAAAGUCCAGUUCGUGUACGACACCUCGGAGACAUCGCAUUUCAUCAACGCUUACAACCCUGGAAAGCACACCGCCAGCACCCACCGGCUCUCGGCCCUGGUGACCCCCGCCGGGCGCUCCUACUUGUGCGCGGCUCAGCAGACCCUCACCCUCAUCUCCAGUGACCACCAGAAGGGCAUCACAAUCUCCAUGUACGAGGUCCAGAUGCAGCCCUUCGACAUCGCCUCUGACUUCAUGUUCAGCGAACCCUAUAAGUGCAUCACGGACCAGCGGGAACGCCUGGAGGAGACCCUCCCCCUCGUCCUGGGCGUCAUCUUGGGUCUAAUAAUCAUCAUCACCGUCACCAUCUACCACUUCCACCUGAAGCUGACAGCGGCUCAGCCGCAGCUCCCCCGAGAUCGCUCCAUGUACAAGAACAUGUAGCCAGCAGCUCCCUCAGACUCGCCCCAUCGACGUCCCGGGCCUCAAACACCACAGAGGGUUGUGUCCCUACGCCGAACUGAAUCUCAGAUUGAUGAAUGCGAGUGGCCCCCCCUGCCCGCCGUAGCUCUAACAGCCUAAACACGAGCCAACAGGACAGCCUGGGGCUGAGCAUGGGUGUAGUUGGAAGGUGAACCCAUCCAGAUGUAAUUAACAUAGCUGCUGAAAUCAAGCUUGAUGUCACAAGUAGUCUGCAUUGAAAGUCUUGUAAUAUUCAUGAAAUUAACAUUUUCCAGUUUUCCAUUUCCCCUUCUUGCGUCACUGGAGGCCUGUCCAUCAUUUGAGCUGCAUUUGCUCCAGUUUGUCUUCUAAAUUUAUGACAUUUCCAAGCUUUUGCUGUGACCAACUUCUCUCUCUCUCUCUCUGAAACUGCUGCUGAAUGACUUCAUUGGCAUUUGUUGUUUCUCAAUCAGCUAACUUUGAUAUAUUUUUGUUCGGCCCUUUUAUUCACAUUUUGAAUGCGAGCCAUAGUGUUGUCAGUGGGCAGUCUUGUAGCGUAACUGUGCAGUUUUUUUCUCCUACGUUGACAAGACCUUUUCUCCACACCGAUAUAUAUGGAACAUAGCAAAAGAAAAAAAAAAUAUAUAUAAAACACUGGACACUAAUGACAUACUUAACAGAGUUUAUCAAAGAGAGUGUUUAUGGAAAAGCAUAGAUGUUAUGAAGCAAAAUAUCGGUAUUAAAUAUUUUCAGAGUAAAAGUCUAUGCAUAAACCUCUGCUGAUGCAAUCGUGUGCAGUGUUCUUGUUCUGUUUGAAAUAAAUUGCUGGAUACACCCUUGGCAAGUUAUUUCCAUUAUUAAAGCAUUUA
Molecule: messenger RNA, 2209 nt
Organism: Cololabis saira (Pacific saury)
Lineage: Eukaryota; Metazoa; Chordata; Actinopteri; Beloniformes; Belonidae
Gene: lamp5
Product: lysosomal associated membrane protein family member 5
Exons: 6
Coding region: 510-1343 (277 amino acids)
Cellular component (GO): membrane
Source: RefSeq, a predicted model, not a curated record